CCCAUCACUUCCAGAAAAAAGAAGUUGCUUUUGGUGCAGUCAUGGGUUGAGUAUAUAGCAGCAGACAACGAAAAAGAGUUGAAGGCAUCAGAAGGCAUGUAUGGUUAGGAGAAUCCUGAUGCACUCGAAACUGGAAAACCUGGUGUCCCUACACACAUAUCAUCGACUGCUUCUUUCGAUCUGUAAUCAAUAAGAGGAGUGAUCGAUGACCCCAUCUGCCUCUAUGAUAUAUGCUAAAGCAAUCCAUAAGGUGAGAUCGACGGCCUUUAAAUCUCAGUACCUGAGCAUUAAAUGAGCUGCAGAAGGCAGAAGUCAACACCUCCUCACUUCUCCAGCUCUUCAUGGGGUGCAGGACAUGUGGAAGGCCAGAGGUGAAACAUAGGAGGGGAUUGUGGUCGCCGGAAGAGGACCAGAAGCUGAGGGAGUACAUCCUUAAGCAUGGCCAUGGUUGCUGGAGCUCAGUUCCAGCCAAAGCUGGGCUGCAACGAGAUGGGAAGAGCUGCAGAUUGAGGUGGAUCAAUUACCUGAGGCCAGGAUUGAAGCGUGGUAGCUUCUCUCCCGACGAGCAGGAGACAGUCAUGAAGCUUCAUGCUGCGUUGGGCAACAAGUGGUCUCUGAUCGCAACGCAUCUUCCUGGGAGGACAGACAACGAGGUGAAGAACCACUGGAACUCCUACCUGAAGAAGAAAGCCGUCGAGAUCGAUGGAUCGACGUCGUCUUGUUCCUCCACAUCUUUCACGGCAUCAAGUUCUCAAUCCUCCAUGAUCGAGUCACGUGUCCCUGAAAACCUCAACAACGAAGUCCCAUUUCCGGCCUCUUCAGAGGAUGGGUACUCGUCCUUGUUCGUCUCGCAGCUCACCAGCCAUGGCUGCUCAUCUUUUGGGACUCCACAACCUCCCGUCGCCAAGGUCAUAUUUGCUGACUGGUUACCAGCAGACCAUGCAAAUGACCACAUCUCAUCAUGUUUCCUCGAGGAACACCACCAAUUGUGCCAGGAGACACUCCAACCUAAAUCCUCUCAAGCUGCCUUAUAUGAAGAUUGGAGAUAUCUCAGUGGCCACAGCUUGUCACAUUCAGAUAUCUCAGGUGUCGAAACCUUGCAGGUGGAUGAAACAUCACAAUCUGAGAUGGAGAAACGAUGGGCAACUCAUCAGAUCCUCUUUCCUUGGUUCGAUUGAUUGAUGAACUACGAGGAGGAUACGCAUGAUGGAAGAAGAAUUAGGCGAGAAACAACCUCGAUUUUGUUUGUCAGGACUCGCCUAUUAUGAAUGUAAUGAAGUCCAUUAUGUAUCGUCAUCCAUCAUGAUCUUUAAUUUGGUGCAAACUUAUAUAUCAAUCAUCAAAAUCGAUACA
Molecule: messenger RNA, 1353 nt
Organism: Musa acuminata AAA Group (dessert banana)
Lineage: Eukaryota; Viridiplantae; Streptophyta; Magnoliopsida; Zingiberales; Musaceae
Product: transcription factor LAF1-like
Exons: 3
Coding region: 342-1178 (278 amino acids)
Source: RefSeq, a predicted model, not a curated record